AUGCCCCGUCAACGCAGAAGAGGACGCAAAGAAAAGAAAGACGACAAGAAGGUCGACGCACCCAUCGAUACCAUUGACGAUCUCGAUCAACAACAGCAGCAGCCCGAUCAACUCGCAUCGAUGAACCAUGAUCAGCUUGACCAGGACAGAAAGUUUCGAUUCACUUCAUAUGGCCGCGUCGAAGAAGAAAUCAUGGGAUACUUUAAACACGUCGAGGAAACCUUGGAUGAUCCACCUUUCGAGACAGCAGAAGAUCAACGUCUCUUUGUGGAUGCUGUAUACAAUGAGGUCGAAGGCAACGAAUUACGUCUUGCAGUCAAUCCCACUUGUUCGCUUAUCCUUGAAAAGCUGUUGACCGUAUCGAAUCCAUUCCAAUUGCGUGUCUUUUGUGAUAAGCUUAGUGGACGUACCAUCGAAUUAUUCACAGAUCGUAACGCGUCCCAUGUCAUUCAACGCUUAUUGACGCUUGCAGCGGAUGUGGUUGAGACCGAAGUCAAGGAAGGCAAGCAAGAUGCAAUGGAAGUCGAUCCAGAGCAAGGUCAACUCUUGUCCAUGGAGCAAAUGAUCACCCACAUGGUCGAAGACGUCCUCCCUGAAUUGGUCGAUCUCAUUGUUCAACGCUAUGCUUCUCAUGUGAUCCGCGUCCUUAUCUUUUUGUUGGCUGGCAAACGCAUCGAUGAUUUCAAGGGUCAAGUGCGAAGUAAGAAUGCAAAGAAAUUCAAGCAAAAGUAUGAUCCAUCAGCUAGCAAGGCAUCAUCCAAAGCAUCACCCACUCGUCUUGUACCUGAAUCAUUCAAGGACUUGCUUCGUGCAGUGAGCGGUCAUAUCGCUGAGAAGGCUUCUGAAGAACAAUUACGUAGCAUAGCAUUUGACAGUAAUGGCAAUCCCGUCAUCCAGAUUCUUUUGGAGGCAUUGGAUGAUAAGGAUCCCGAGAGUGAGAAGAUCAAGACGACUUUGUUGGAUCGUAUGCUUUUUGGAUUAUUGAGUGCUGAUGAAACGGAUGCGACAAAGUACGCUCGUCAAAACUGGUUCCAGGGCAUGAUUUUCGACAAGGUUGGCAGCCACAUGGUACAACUCAUCAUCAAGGUGGCACCCACAUCCGUAUACAACAAAAUGUAUGAUGCACUUCUCAAAGGCAAAUUGCUCGGAUACAGCAAACACAAUGUCGCCAAUUACGUCGUUCAGUCGGUGGUGGCAAAUGCACGUACAGCUGAUCAAAUCAAAGAAAUGGCAACCGAGUUGGGUGGUUUCAAAUCGCUUCUUGAAAAUGGAAAGUAUGGUGUCGUUCGCACUGUGGUUCAAGCUUCUGCCAAUCUCAAGACCAUGGAAAGUGAGGUGAUGGAUUGGUUACUCGAAGCAUUUGGCGUCAGUGGAAAGGAUGAUCAAAAGGAGUUGGCCAAUUGUCUCAUUCGCAUGAAAUCACUCGAGACAUGGAAGGAGAGAUCUGAAGAAGAACGGUACAAUGUCGAUGAUCUUCAUAUUCAAGGCUCUUUAUUAUUCCAAGACAUCAUGAAAAUGUCCAGCAAUCAUCACAGCGUCUUGAUUGGCAGCUUCUUGUCACAAAAGCCAGAGUGCACGCUUCGAUGGUGUUUCUCUCCUCAAGGCUCCCGUGCUUUCGAAUCCAUCCUUACAUCCGAACAAGUGAACAUGAAGGUUAAGAAGAAGGUGAUCAAGAACCUUGAAGGCCGCUUUGUUGCUUUGGCAAAGGACAAGUUCGGUAGCCAUGUCAUUGAGCGCUGUUGGGCUUGUGCUGAUAUCCACACCAAGGAACAAAUUGCAAACGAGUUACUCAAGAAGGAGUAUGAUUUGGCAGAUCAUUACAUUGGCAAGUGUAUCUUAUGGACAUGCCGAAUUGAGCAAUUCAAGAGGAGACGUGCUGAGUGGAUUGAACGAGAAAAGGGCUUGGAGAAACGGAAAAAGAUGUUUGAAGAUAUUAUUGACACCGAUGAGAGAUCCUCCAAGAAACACAAAUCCAAGGCAUAG
Messenger RNA from Lichtheimia ornata, 1983 nucleotides. RefSeq lists its product as uncharacterized. The record is from RefSeq and is a predicted model, not a curated record. NCBI's taxonomy places the organism in Eukaryota, Fungi, Mucoromycota, Mucoromycetes, Mucorales, Lichtheimiaceae. Gene Ontology annotation, molecular function: RNA binding. Gene Ontology annotation, cellular component: 90S preribosome; preribosome, small subunit precursor; nucleolus. The transcript has 8 exons. The coding region runs from base 1 to 1983 and encodes 660 amino acids. Gene Ontology annotation, biological process: endonucleolytic cleavage in 5'-ETS of tricistronic rRNA transcript (SSU-rRNA, 5.8S rRNA, LSU-rRNA); ribosomal small subunit export from nucleus; endonucleolytic cleavage in ITS1 to separate SSU-rRNA from 5.8S rRNA and LSU-rRNA from tricistronic rRNA transcript (SSU-rRNA, 5.8S rRNA, LSU-rRNA).